Balearica regulorum gibbericeps (East African grey crowned-crane) is the source of this 1488-nucleotide messenger RNA. NCBI's taxonomy places the organism in Eukaryota, Metazoa, Chordata, Aves, Gruiformes, Gruidae. The record is from RefSeq and is a predicted model, not a curated record.
GGCGCAGAGAAGCCGACCGCACGACCGACCGCCUUCAAGCCAGUGCUGCCCCGCUCCAGCGCCAUCCUCCACUCCUCCCCGGAGAACGGGGGUCACCUCUCCCAGCAGCUGCACCCCCCGGACAAAGCCAAGGAGCAGGAGCUGAAGCCGGUGCUGUGCUCGGGGGGUCUGUCCGACUCUGGCAGGAACUCCAUGUCCAGCCUCCCCACCCACAGCACCACCAGCAGCUACCAGCUCGACCCCCUCGUCACGCCCAUGGGACCCAUCAGCCGCUUUGGGGGCUCAGCCCACAACAUCUUGCAGUGCGCCAUCAUCCAGGACAGCAACAUGAUGAGCCUCAAGGCCAUGUCCUUCUCUGACGGGGGUAACAAGAUCCUCAACCCCGGCAAAGCCCCCCACCAUCACGCUGCCGAGAAGACCACUUGCAUCCGUUCGCCCAUCUCCACGGAUGAGUCCACCAUCCAGGAGCUGGAGCAGAAGCUGCUAGAGAGGGAAGGAGAGCUGCAGGAGCUUCAGUCGAGCUUCGAGGAGAAGGAAGUCAGCUCCUGCCAGGCUUACGAAGAGAAGCAGCGGCGCUGCAAGGAAGAGCUGGAGGGCCUCAAGCAGAAAUGCAACAGCAAGCUCAAGCAAACCUCGCAGAAAACCCAGCGGACACAGCAGGUCCUCCACCUCCAGGUGUUCCAGCUGCAGCAGGAGAAGAAGCAGCUCCGGGAGGAGCUGGAGAACCUCAUGAAAGAGCAAAACUUGCUGGAGACCAAGCUGAGGUCCUACGAGAAGGAGAAGACCAGCUUUGCCCCAGCACUGGAGGAGACCCAGUGGGAGGUGUGCCAGAAGUCUGGUGAGAUCUCGCUCCUGAAGCAGCAGCUGAAGGAGUCCCAGACGGAGCUCAACACCAAGACAGCCGAGAUCCUCAGCCUGAAGGCUCAGCUGAAGGAGGUGAGGGUGAAGAUGGAAGGGCUGGAGAUGAAGACCCAGGACCUGGAGGGCUCCCUGCGCACCAAAGCCAUGGAGCUGGAGGUGUGCGAGAACGAGCUCCAGCGCAAGAAGAACGAGUCCGAGCUGCUGAGAGAGAAGGUGAACCUGCUGGAGCAGGAGAUUGUGGACCUGCGGACGGAGCUCGCCAUCCUCAAGGAGCAGCUGAGCGAAGCCCGGGAGGUGGCCAGGCCCUGCGCCAUUGUGGACGAUGCUCAGGCCCUACAGGGAGAGGUGGAGAGGCUGAGGGCAGAGUUGAAGGCUGAACAGGACAACAACGAACAGAUGACCUCCAGCUUCCAGCACGAGCGGCAGACGUGGAAGGAAGAGAAGGAAAAGGUGAUUCACUACCAGAAGCAGCUGCAGCAGAGCUACCUGCACAUGUACAAGCGAAACCAGAACCUGGAGAAGAUGCUCCAGCAGCUCGCCGCGGGGGAAGACGGCAAAGACCCCAUCGAGCUGGACAUACCUGGCACCGACGUACCCUACGAGGACAUCAUCGCCACCGAGAUCUGA